AUGCGGGUCGAAGACCACUGCAGUGUUUUCGCAUGGUCAAGUCUGCAAGCAUCGCGGCCAUGGCCCGCAGCUGGGCGCUAUGCCUCGCUCCAAGCAGGCGAGGACAAGACAGGCCAUAUCAGCGCCGGACCUAAUGAAGGCAUUCUGUUCUUCAACAAUGUCUUCCCUAUCCAAAUACGUAAAAUCAUGGGUCUUCCUAUGCCAAGAAUACUGGAUAGACUCAUCAGCCCGGCCAUGUCUGGAACGGAUCCAAAUACUGUGAUUCAACGCGCAAAAGCUAAGCGAAAUUUGCCAAUUGAAAGUACUGAGAUUCUGCCCCGAGUGAGGGAGGGUGGAGCGUUUGUAAAGUUCACGCAUGAUGGCAGCACCCCGACUUCUGAGAUUGAAAAGACUUUGCAGGAGUAUCUAAGGGAUGAGCCUGUCAAGCCGUGGUGGAGUCCCUGGAAGCGAAUGCGCGCGAAAGUCGUUAAAGGACGACCAUGGGUUGAGGACAUGAUGCGUCUACCAGCACCUCGACUACGCGUCGAAUUCGUCCCUGGUGAACCUGGAGCUUCCGUGACUGAGGCCGUGGACCUGAGCCAGGAGCAGCUUUUCCAAUUCUUCAGACCUUAUGGCAAGCUGAGCGACAUUGUCAUGCAGGAGUCAGACUCCAAGGUCCUCCCCAAGUUUGCUUACCUGGACUACUCGAGCAUUGGCAAAGCGAUCAUGGCUAAGAACUGUAUGCAUGGCUAUCUGGUCUCAGAAGCCGAAGGUGGUGGCAAGAAGGGCACUUUCUUGAGGCUCAAAUAUGAGCAGAAGAUCAAGCCUCGCUACAUUAGGGACUGGAUUAUCAAUCACCCGAGAAUUAUUAUUCCGAUCAUCGCAGCUUUGAUCGCCGGUACAGUCGCCAUUGUUUUCGACCCUAUUCGCACAUUCUUCGUCAAGGCUCAUAUCACACGAACGCUCCACCUUGAAGACAACAAGUGGUACAAGUGGAUUAAAGGCUAUGCAUCCGACAUCAUUCGAGGCCACAAACGUGAUGAAGAUGACUCCUACGAUGCCAUCUGGGAUGACCGCAAAGGUAAUAUCGAGCAGAUUCAAACAUGGCUCAUGGAGACUGCGGACACCUUCAUCAUCGUUCAGGGUCCUCGUGGCUCAGGCAAGAAGGAGUUGGUGGUUGACCAAGCCCUUCAGGACAACAAGCUCAAACUUGUUAUUGACUGCAAGCCCAUCCAAGAAGCCCGUGGCGACAGUCCAACCAUCAGCGCUGCGGCCGCGGCGGUUGGUUACAAACCCGUCUUCAGCUGGAUGAACAGUAUCAGCGGCAUGAUCGACAUGGCUGCACAAGGUGCUACUGGUAUGAAGACUGGCUUUUCGGAAACCCAGGAGACUCAGUUGAACAAGAUUUGGAACACUACGACUACCGCUCUCAAGCAAAUUGCCCUUGAGCGCAGACACAAGGACGACAGGGACGCGAACUUGGCUGAUGAUGAUUGGCUCGAGGCCCACCCGGAACAUAGACCUGUUGUUGUCAUUGACAACUUCUUACAUAAGAGCCAUGAGGGCGGCAUUGUCUACGACAAAAUGGCUGAGUGGGCUGCUCGAUUGACCACAACAAACAUUGCUCAUGUGAUCUUCCUUACAAACGACGUCGCCUUUAGCAAGUCACUAUCCAAAGCGCUUCCCGACCGUGUCUUCCGCCAGAUCUCGCUCUCUGAUUGCAGCCCCGAUGUGGCAAAGAAAUUCGUCGUCACUCACUUGGACGCUGAUGUCGAGGACGAUCCAGCGCCAAAGGAUGGCUCCGAGAAGAAGCUUCCAUCGCAACAUCGCACAGAUCUUGCUGAACUGGAUUCGUGUAUUGAUCUGCUUGGUGGACGCCUCACAGAUCUCGAAUUCCUGGCAAGAAGGAUCAAGACUGGCGAGACACCAAAUAAGGCUGUCAACGAAAUCAUCGACCAGUCUGCAUCCGAGAUUUUGAAGAUGUACAUCUUUGGCGCAGAAGAUGAUGGCGGCAGACGCAAAUGGAGUCCUGAGCAGGCGUGGAUGCUCAUCAAGGAGCUCGCCCAAAAGGAGAGCUUGCGCUACAACGAAGUCUUGCUCGACGACAUCCUCAAGACGGGUGGAGAGUCAGCCCUCCGCGACCUCGAGCAGGCUGAGCUCAUUUCCAUCAUUUCCGGACCGAACGGACGGCCAUCGACCAUCAGGCCCGGCAAGCCGGUGUACCACUCAGCUUUCAAGCGCCUGGCACAAGACAAGGUGCUGAAGAGUCACCUAGACUAUGCCAUCCUUACCAAUCUAACCAAGAUUGAGAACGCGACCAUUGACAAGUGCGAAAACGAGCUGCUGCUAUUGAGCAAGCUCAGGAACCAGCCUGCACAGACUGCCGGCCGCGUACAAUACUUGUUAGCCAAGUUGUCAGCAAGCCAAGUCAAGGUGGAGAAGUAUGAAACUGAGAUUAAGGGCCUGAAGAAGGUGAUGGCUGAGGAGGACUAGACGAUGUGUUUAUCUUUGGUUCAGAGUGCAAAGCGUACAUAGUGAUACCAUGUCCAAUCUGGCAUUUUGAUUGCUUCCUGAC
This is a messenger RNA of Parastagonospora nodorum SN15, 2554 nucleotides long. RefSeq lists its product as hypothetical. The transcript is spliced from 4 exons. Gene Ontology annotation, molecular function: RNA binding. Gene Ontology annotation, cellular component: mitochondrial inner membrane. The record is from RefSeq and is a predicted model, not a curated record. Bases 1 to 2472 code for a protein of 823 amino acids. Lineage: Eukaryota; Fungi; Ascomycota; Dothideomycetes; Pleosporales; Phaeosphaeriaceae.